UCGGAAUUCCAAAUCGGGGAACUCUAACCUCUUUCUAAACCUAAAGCUCAGACUUUCCGUCCUGAAGAUCACUGACGUCAUGAUUUUACCUCGUUUUUCCCGAUUUCCAGUUGUCUUGAAAGCUAGCUCUUUGGUGUCGUCACGAUUACGCAUGUGCCCGCUGCUGCUGACACGACAGAAAACAUGGCGCUCGAGGAACCAAAUGGAGAUUUUCCAUAUUUACCUUCAGGGGUGGCGGAGGUCAACAAAAUGAUAAAGGAGAAUGGUGACCUGUUUUCUGAUGCCCUGUGCAAAAUCUGCAGUGCUGUCCUGAAUUCUGACUCCCAGAAACUUGCACAUUAUCAGAGCAAAAAGCAUGCCAACAAAGUGAGACGCUACAUGAGCAUCCACAAAGAAGAGGAGCCCACCAUUAAAAGGUUCAAGUCGCCUUCGGGAGACAGUGCCAGCAGUAAUGGCGAGACGGACCGCUCCAAAGCCUGUCAUAUAUGUAACAUGACAUUCUCCUCUCCGGUGGUGGCUGAGUCCCACUACCAGGGCAAGGUGCACACCAAGAACCUGAGACUGAAGACCUUUGGCAACCAGACCCCAGUAGCACUACCUCAGGCCGUGGCCCCAGUGGUGAAAAAGAAGAAGAAGAAGAAGGAGGCUCAGUCAGAGGAGGCUAGCAAUGUGGCAUCGUCAGGCCCGGCCGAGGACGACCAGGGCAACUUCUGUUCCAUCUGCCAUGCCUUGUUCAACAACCCCCUCAUGGCCAAGCAGCACUACGAAGGCAAGAAGCAUAAAAAACAGCUGACCCAGCAGAAGCUUAUGGAGACCUAUGGGCCAUCCACUGCACCAGCUUCCACAGUAAAGGGCUACCCAUGUACUGUAUGCAACAUCGAACUGAACUCUGUGGAACAGUAUCAGGCACACAUCAGCGGCUCCAAACAUAAGAACCAUGUCAGAGGGAAGAAAGCGAGUAGCCCAAUGUUCAUCAGCCCAUCGGAAAACAAGUACACAGCAGAAAACCAGCAGUCAGAGUACCAGUAUACACCUGAAGCCGAACCAGUACAGGAGGACUGGGGUGCUUUCAGCCAAGAUUACGAGUGACGAGCCUCCCACUACACCCCCCAACACCACAGCUCCUUCAGCUAGGGCCAGAAGGAUCACCUGACCAGGAAAAGCUCUAGGUCCUUGUUACUAAUACAGGUUACAACUAGGAUCCAGAGGUUUUUUUUCUCUCUUUUUUUUCUGUUCAUGUCAGGAAAAAUCCCUGGACAGGGCAGCCUAUAUGUGGUGUUCUUUCUGUGGUGUUGUAUCUGCCUCAUGGAUGAAUCUCAACUCCAGCUCUAUAACAUUCUGUCUACUCUGUCUAAAUCCCAGUACAUGUUCACUACCGGUCAAAAGUUUUAGAACACCUACUCAUUCAAGGGGUUUUCUUUAUUUUUACUCUUUCUACAUUGUAGAAUAAUACUGAAGACAUCAAAACUAUGAAAUAACACAUGGAAUCAUGUAGU
Molecule: messenger RNA, 1496 nt
Organism: Oncorhynchus gorbuscha (pink salmon)
Lineage: Eukaryota; Metazoa; Chordata; Actinopteri; Salmoniformes; Salmonidae
Product: zinc finger protein 346-like
Exons: 7
Coding region: 184-1089 (301 amino acids)
Molecular function (GO): zinc ion binding; nucleic acid binding
Source: RefSeq, a predicted model, not a curated record